Molecule: messenger RNA, 1389 nt
Organism: Botrytis fragariae
Lineage: Eukaryota; Fungi; Ascomycota; Leotiomycetes; Helotiales; Sclerotiniaceae
Exons: 1
Coding region: 1-1389 (462 amino acids)
Source: RefSeq, a predicted model, not a curated record
AUGAAGAUCAGUAAACAAUUUACUUCUUCAUCAAAACAUCCUGUCUCAGCAGCAUCCUCAAGUCAAUCAAUCAUUCUUCUUAAUUUUGGUUCAGUAAUCAAUAUGUCGUUCAGGGAUAGGUUGGAAGAAUGUGCUUCAAAAUUACACGUGGGACGAGAAGAAUCAACAGCGUUCAAGGCAGCAAUUGGGUUUCUCGAUCUUAUGGCUGAGCACGAGAAUGAGAAUUUGUCUUAUCAAACUCUUGUUGACGAAGGGAAAAUCUUCAAAAGAACACCAUCCUUGAGAGAGCCAGAGAUUAAGAAACUCGAGAACUAUCUGUCAACUCUCAAUCCCAGUUUUCCAAGAUACUGGGCAGUCAAGUUGCAACUUACGUACCUUGGACACGCAGAUAAAUGUGAGAUGGUUCGCAAACAACGCGCUUCUUUGGAAGGAAAUGCUAAAUUACUAGGCUUGGAGGCGGUUUAUGAUAGCAUCUUGGAUAAGUGGUCCAAGAACUGGGAAGCCAUUGUAGUGGAACUUGAUCCAAUUACGACAGGGGCCCGUGAACAAAAUUCUUAUCGACUGGCUUUCCGAAUAAUUGCCAACAACAGAAGACCAGAAGAUGCGAUGUUCACGGAGAGAUUGAAGGAUUGUCAUCAAAUUCGCAGAGUAUCAAAAAACCAUCUCAACAUAGAUGGCUCAAGGUUCGCAUUUGGCGAUGUUGAUUUCGAAGAAGUUGAGUGUAUUGUCACAAAAACAUGGGGACCAGAAAUUUGUCGGCAAGCUGUUCAUAUUGUUCCAUCACGAAUAAGCACGGCCGAAAUGUCUUUGAUGUUUGUCACGACAUGGGCCUUAAAUCCUACGCUGGGAACAUACGAUCCCAAGAAUGGUUUAAUAUUCGAAAAACAAAUUGCAGACGCUUGGGAGGCAUGUCAAAUUUGUAUUGUGCCAUUCGUUGACACGAACUUUAAGUUCAGAACAUGGGAAAUUCGGGCAAUGGACUCGAACCUGUUAAAGUGCAACCAUAUGGAGCUGAAUUGUCUAUUCCGGGACAUUCAUGGACGUCAGGUGGAAGUUGGAUCUAUUCCACGAAUAGACUGCCUCCAGUUCCACUGGUUUCUUUGUCUGGCCAUAUCGAAAAAUAAGAAAUUUGACCAGCAGAGAAUUGAAGAGGAAUUGAUUUAUGGUAAGCGAGCUUGGUCAGCAACAGAUUCAACGGGUCGAGUGAAACGAAAUUUGAUCCUACUCCUAAGUGACGCUGUUGGUCGUAAACUUCCUCUUGAAAUAACGAAUUGGAAACAGCAUGACCAAAGGCUUUUAGGUUAUGCAGAAAUUGAAGGAUUGAUGUCAAAAAUCUGCGAUGUGCCAGAUGCGACAUCGGGAUUAGAAGCAGGAGGGAACGGAGAUUAG